Molecule: messenger RNA, 2577 nt
Organism: Myxocyprinus asiaticus (Chinese sucker)
Lineage: Eukaryota; Metazoa; Chordata; Actinopteri; Cypriniformes; Catostomidae
Gene: ccdc106a
Product: coiled-coil domain containing 106a
Exons: 9
Coding region: 174-1331 (385 amino acids)
Cellular component (GO): nucleoplasm
Source: RefSeq, a predicted model, not a curated record
AGUUUCUAUUUUCACGUUGUAGUUAGCGCUGCUGAGGGCGAUUUAAUUGUUAUUGUUAGCAGGGAAGCGCUUUAGUUAAAACACAGAUGAAAGUGCAUUGAGAAAGACAUCAUAUAUGUGAAAGAGAAGCACGUUGACAAAUGAGAAAAGAUCAAAACUGAAUUAACAGAAAUAUGAACAAUGCUGAUUCAGCCACGAGAAAGCAUGCAAGUUCACGAGAGCUUCAGACUCCCAAGAAUGAGGAUGCAUACGAAAUCUCCAUUCCCUUUGAAGAUAACAACUUUGAGCAGCAGGGAGGCUUUUACAACCAGAAUGACCAGAAUUUUGAUGGUAGUGAUCCGCCAGCACCGGGCAGCUCGUACCUGUUAAUCACUAACUUGCGCACACAACUGCAGAUCUCACUGGAAAAAAAUUCAUGGCUGCAGAAACGCAUCGAGGACCUGGAAGAGGAGAGAGACUUCCUGCGCUGCCAGCUCGAUCGCUUUAUUUUCUCAACUAAGAGUCAGGAGAGCAACGGAAAUGAUUCCAGGUGUUUUUCUUGGAGGAGGAGACGAGAGACUGAUCGAGAUCAACAAGCAGAGAGCCAGCGGUCAGCCAACCGUCAAUCAUUCCAGCAGAGGCCAUCCCAACAAACCUCAGCCAAUCCCAAAGUCAUGAGCUCUGGGCCUGGUCCAGUCACUGUUCAGAUGAAUUCCAUGUUUGGACCCGCCCACCCUCAGACACUUUUACAGGCCCACGGUGUCGGCAGCACCAGCAGCAGUUGCAGUAGUACCAACAGACUCAAUAAACUGCAUGAAUCUCUUUCUCUUCUGGGAGAUGAAAAUGACGAAUACCUGGAGGAUAGCUACCUGGAGGAAGAGGAAAUGAUGUCAGGAGAGGAUGUGAUAUCAGAAAACAUGUCUCAACAGAAUAUGGGCGCAGCUGGAAGACCCACCGGCACUCAUCCAGCACUGAAGAGGAGGAGGGUCUUCAGAAUCCCCAGAGGGAGGGAGAGACAGAGAGUGAAAGAUGCAGCAGGUGUGUUGUUCCGCUAUAAAAAGAUCCUGGUGACAUACCAGAGGCUAAAAAACAUGUCGAAGGCCUUCCAGAUCCAUGGAGUCGAUCGUAACACAGUGGCCUCUACCACACCCAUUGCUGAGCUUCUGCUGGUGGCCCCGGAGAAGGUGGCUGAGGUUGGCGAGUUCGACCCAUCCAAAGAAAAGCUUCUGGACUACGCCCGGCGCUGUUACAUCGCCCUCGACCCCCAGACUCUCAGCAAAGUGCAAGCUCUGAAAAAAAACAACCUGCUCCUGCCCAUCUCCUACAGGUUGAAAGGAACUGAUAAUCGAUAAUUGGAAGAACACAAGGAGCAACUGAUUCUUAUCCUGCUGUAUCGUGAAACCCCUGCACUGUAUUUUACUGUUCUAUAGAACACACAUUUACCGUCUCAACCUCCAUUCUGCUGUUCGGAAUACUCUGAACCAAGUGUACUAUUACCUCUGUUCUCCACCACAACCCUCACUCAUAGAGCUGUACACUCACAGCUGUGGAUGGGCUGCAUACUUGUACUUUUAGAUUUUAUCCCAUUGUUUCAUAAUAGACUUGGAUCUGUUGAGUGAUUUUUAUUUAUUGUAGCUAUGGUUGAAGGUCAAGAAUUGGCAAUUCAAUCAAACAAGCCCUCUGUCAUGUGUAGCACUAUGGCAGUGUUUGUUGCACAUAAGUUCUCUAUCUGGGAUCAUUAGACCCAUUCAGCGGGGCCAAAUUUGUGCCCUGGUUCUCUGUAUCUUGUAGCACUUACCUGACUGACUGAAGGACUUUCCCCAGUCAAUAUGAACUAUUGGUGUAGGUUCUUCAGAGAACCAGUGUAUUUCACCUGUUUUACACUGUGCUACUGUACUUUCUUAAUUGAACCCCAUUGGAUUUGAUUUCUGGAGUUUUUGUGCAUGUGUCUCCUAAUAGACGACACUGACUGUUCAGCAUGUGAAAAGUUUAUAUUGUGUAAAUCAGUUCAUGUUAAAACAGUUGGUAAUAGUACUGGUCUAGUCUAGUACAUACAGUGCAGACGCUAAUGUUUGUCCAUGAUUGUGUGAGAGUAUGAGUGAGUGUACAAGUGUUCAAGUUUUAACUGGUGCUGAAGUUCAUCUGAAAUGUUUAAACUGUGUGUGUGUGUGUGUGUGAGAUUAAAAUAUUCAUGGCUCCUUUGAGCAGAGAUUCAAACCUACAAGUGGAGUGAUUAUCUUUUCAUCACAGUAUUCUUCAUUAUCAAAUCAACAAGUUUGCUUUAGCUUGCACGUUCAAUGUAAUUUUGCUGUCCGCUACCUUUGAUUACGGGUCAGGACUCUAGUAGAUUUCAGUUAUGCCUCAGGAACCAAUAAUUUGUUUAUAUUUCAAUUACAGUUCAGUUGAUCAUAAAAUACUGAAAGUUGACUAUUUUCCACUCUUGUUUUUUAAUUUCCAUGUUGUAUUUCACAUUGAGCUGAGAGUAGCCACGAAGCUGUUUAUAGUCUGGUCUUUUUUGUCAUACUAAGAGAAACAUUUAUGAAAUGUUCAACUGAUUCUUCAUAUUGUAAAUGACACUAAAGUGUUUGAUUUACUACU